CAGCCCCUCUCUUUGAUGUCCACGUCCCCGUGGUGUCCGUGUCCUGCCGGCUGCGAUGUGUUACGCGCCUCAGCUUUAGAAAAAAAAAAAACAGAGAAGGAAAACUUCAUAGAAAUGGCGGAGGGUACUACGACUCUCAAAGGCUUGCGAGCCCAAAUGGCUGCAGCUGCACAGGCACAAGCCGAGGAGCGGCGCAGCCUGGCAGGGAACAGUCCAGGACCUACAACCAGCACAUCAGCUAAACCUCAGGGGUGUAGGCCAGUCAUUGACGGUGCCGCGCUUAGAAUAGACGACCGACUGCGGGUGGCAAAAGAGAGGCGAGAGGAGGCAGACAGACAACAGGCUUUGCGAGAGUCUCAGAUCAUGGAGCGGGAGCGCAAGGCCAAGCUGCAAGUAGAACGUCAGAUGGAGGAGCGUCAGAAAAAGGUUGAGGAACAACGACGAAAGGAGGAGCAGAAACGAUUGGCUGUGGAAGAGAAGAGGAAGCAGAAACAGGAAGAGGAAAAGGAGCACUACGAGGCAGUGAUGCGGCGGACAUUAGAGCGUAGUAAUCGAGUGGAUCAGAGGCAGAAAAGAUGGUCCUGGGGAGGCCUGUCAGAAUCAGAUGGACGAACAGGAGACUCUGAUGCCGGCUCCUCAUCUCCAGUAACUAUAGUUAUUUCCUCUCCCUCGCCAGAAAAGCCACCAAGGAGUAGACAAGUGGACAAGCGCUCCACAUCCACCAUGAACCUGAAACAGCCGUCUGAGGCUGGCAUCAGCAAACGCCUAUCCUCUUCCUCUGCCACCCUCAUCAAAUCUCCUGACAAAAGUGUUAGGCCGAGGAGUUCGUCUUGUAACCGGUUGCCUAGCAAUGGCAAUGCUGCUCAGGCCAGUAAGGAAGAUGGCAAAAAGCUUCAGGUGGAAAAGACAGGCUGUUCCAUGAAGAAGAGAAGUUCCUCCCUCACACGAGUAAGUGUGGGCAGAGCACAGACCCCUGCCAAGCCUGAUAAGGGGACAACGGAUGAUCAAGCUCGCAGGCCACCGGCCAGCACAGAGGACGGAGGGGUCCUUAGUCGUCUGCUCACCCCAACCCAGGCCUCACUAGCUAGGAGCAAGAGCGCCGCCGUCCUGUCAGCCCAAGGAACAAAUGCUCCAGAGUAUCACCUGUGUCCUCGCUCAGCCUCUGCCAGUCCCCUGCACCCACCGCGUGGACCUGUGCGCAGUCGCAGCAUUGACCGACAGAAGAGCGGCAUGACCACCUCUGUGUCGGCCGAUGGAGCCCUCGACCCUUCGAUGAAGGACAAGCAGUUAACAUCACCUGGAGGGCAACGUCCCGCAUCCCCAUCCACUACACUGGGGCGCAACCGUUCACCAUCUCCAGCCCCCAGUUCCACCCCAAAGAGGACCCCCUCCCCAGCAGCAGCCAAGCAAAGUUCCAAGACACGCCCACCCUCACCUGGUGCAAUGAAACAACGUCCCCCAUCCCCCCAGCCUAAACCUCCACCUAUCCAGAAACCAGCUCUCACUCCAACAGGGCCCCCCACCUUGCGAAAGAGGGACUCCAAGUCCAAGGAUCUGUGUCCUGUCCAGGCGGUGUCUCCACAGUCCUCUGAUUCCAGCAAGACCAAAGAGAAAGAUGCCUCGACGGGCACCAACUCUGCAGCAGAGGCAGCCAAGAUCCUGGCGGAGAACCGCAGACUGAUGCGAGAGCAGAAAGAGAAAGAGGAGCAGCUCAGGAUACAGAGGGAGGAGGAGGAAAAGGUGAGGAAGGAAGAAGAGAAUCGUUUAGCGGAGGAGGCUCGACUGAAACGAGUGGAGGAGGAGAAGAAGCUUGCAGAGGAGAGGAAAAUCAAAGAAGAGGAAGAUGCGCGUCUGGCAGAGGAGGAUCGGGUGAGACUGGCCGAAGAGGAGGCACUGAAACAGGCCGAGCUCCAGAAGGAACGCGAGGAGGCUGAGGCCAAGGCCCUGGAGGAGGCAGAGAGAGUCCGUCAAGAGAGAGACCGCAUCAUGCAGCAGAACCAGCAAGAACGAAUGGAGAGGAAGAAGAGGAUUGAAGAGAUAAUGAAGAGAACAAGAAAAGGGGAGCAAAAUGACUUGAAGAGAGAGGCAGAAGAUGAUGAUAAGGAGGAGAAUGAAGAUGAUGGGGACCAGAUAAACUCUGAAACCAUGAGCCAGACAGAUGAGCUCCCCAUAGAAGCUGACGCAGAUGAGUGUGGUCUGUCUUCUGGUGAGCCGGUGGAACAGCGAGAGGCACCCCUGGGCAGUGUGAAUGGAAAACUGGAGACAGACAACAAGGAGAAUAACAAUGGCAUAAGCACAGAUGAGACUCAGGCAGUAAGUCCAGCACCUAAGGGCCGCCACGUCGAGGGAUCGGAGUUCCUGAAUGAGCAGGACUCCACCAAGGUGGGAUUGGUGUCAGGUCUUAACGGUAAAUCCAACCAGUGGAGCUUUGAGGAACUCAUUGACCUGAACGUCCACUCCAAGACUCGGCCCCUCAUCGACGCAGAGGACUGUAACCAGGUCUUGAUUAACUGUGACGGGAGCUCAGAUGGGACCAGGGUCGCCUUCGAGGACAAGGGAACCCCCGUCAAUGCCCUGCAUUCCUCUAAUCAACCCAUAGAAGCCCUGUCAGAGAUUUGAUGCUGCAGCCGCCGCUGAGAAGCCUCUUACUGUUACUUAUUGUGUGCACUCGUAAAGGUCUUGUCCAGCAGAGCUCCUUUAAAAAAAAAAAAAUCCUCUACCUGUUCCAAACAGCUUUCUGAUCUUUCUCCUCCUCCUCUUCCAGAGGGAGGAGCACAAGGUGAAGCGGAAAGACCACCCCAAGUGCUACAUUUGCACCCUAAAUGAUGAGGAAACAAAUAUUACAAUAUAUGUAAACAAAAAAAGCGUUAGGCUUCAGGGAAGUUCCAUAUGUUCCUUCAACGUGCUUGCUUCAGGUCUCUUUCCUCUUCCUCUUGUGUUUAGUUCUUCUCCAGAUUUUUUCUGUGUUGUGUCCAAUGUUGAUGAUGUUUUUUAAGAGUUCUCUUUGUCAGGGGUGUAUUGAUGUAAUUUAUUAAUUUUGGCUUCUGUGUUGUUGUAAGUAUUAUAUGUUUAGUCUUUUUUUUUUCUUUUUCUUUUUGUUUCUCUUGUAUGAGAAAAUUCCAGGACACAUGCACAUUAGGCUGUUUGAACUGAAUAUAAGAUUAAUAUUGUGAGUUAAUGGAAGGAACUUUAAUACAUUCUGUUCUGUCUGGGCUUUGGUGGGGAUAGCGUCCCAGGUUUUUGCAUGCGAUUCAUCUAAAUUUACUUGACCGGCUGCUUUUUGUAGCAUCCAGCAAUAUGGCCUUACCACUCCCCCCCCCCAACUUCUAAUUCUUAACUGUGAAUAUACUAAAUUGCUUGUUCUGAAGCUCACACACGCACACUUGAGCAAUCAUCCGUCAUGUGCUUACACUUGAGGAGUUUAUUCUGUAUUCACACCACUUCACCUCACAGAGCUGUGUCCUUUCAGACCCAUUUAUUUUUGUACACAACAAGCACCUGUCUGAGCGUCUGUCACUGUUUAUUCUUUGACCACCAGAGGGCUUCAGGAGCACCAACUCCAAUUGUAACAUUUGAAGCAGAUCUACAUUGCUGGUCAUGACAACACUCUAGUGUAUUCACAUGUUAAGUGGGUUUGUUAUUUUUUUACAUAUGUAUAUAGAAUUUAUGUUUACUAACAACAUCAUUGUAAUUUACACCAGAAGAAGAGUUGCAUCGAGUUUUAGUCUCAUCUUGAGCUACAGUUUCAAUAAGCGUAACUGUAACAUACUACUAACAGGUGAAGUCCAUUAGUUUAAUUCAUAGCUGCUUCUGAGCUUCUAAAGACGUUAUGUGUUUGUUACUGAACUGAACAUGAAUGUACAGCUGUUCCGUCACGAUGACCAGAGUUGCCCCAAAUCAGGCUUUCAAUUAUCUGGUUUUAACUUAAGCUGUACCAACACAUCCACUAACACUUUUCCAUCUGUCCUUCUGUCGGUGUGGCUCUUUCAUUAAUUACAUUUAUUUCUCAUUAACCUUUUGAAAAUUCCCAACACAUUAGCUGCUACAUCAGACAAAAAUACAUUUCAACUAUUUUGUAUAAACUAAAAUUUGGCGUUUUUUGUUUAUAUAUGAAAAUACAUUUCUACAUAUAUUUAAGUGUUAUUGUAUUGUGUAUAAAUCAGUAUUAGGCAAAUGAAGCCAUGUUUAGGAUGGGGUGGUGUCAGGAUGUGGAUAAUCUGCAUAUGUGACUGUGCUAUAACCUAGGUUUCUGUUUGACUCGUGCCCUAUGACCAGGUAGUCAGGUCACAUUUGGGCAGCCUUGAAACCCAAAAUUUACAUAAAACCCUCUGCAAAGCAUGGGGCCAAGUGGGGACCCACUAUUUGUUUCUCAAAAUAUGGUGUGUGCAUUUGUGUGUAUGUUCGAGACACAUAUCCCCAAGCACUUAUUCUAAAUAUGGGCUCAAGUUGACAUUUUGAUGGCAAGCAGAGUUGUUACAGCCUUAAACAACAUGUCUGACCCAUGAUAAUGGCUGUGCCUCUUUAUGAUGCUUUAAUGUCGUUAAAAUAUGUUUUAGAUUAUGUCAAAAGAUGUGUGGAUGUUUUUGGUUAGUUACGGUUGGUUUAUCAGCUCAGGUCGCAAAUAUUCUACUUUGUAAUAUGAGGCAGGGCACGUCCUCCAAACAGAAAAUGACGUGGGUCAGACAUGUUGUUUUCUGUCUCUUCUGGAUUUAUAAAAUGUUUUAAACUCUUGAAUUUCCCUAUGCUUGAAUAGUCCAAGCACGAGGUUUGGGGACCUUGAUUUUUGCCUUGCUGUCUGCUGGAUUUCGCACCCUCUUGCUAACUCAAAUGUCUUUGUACAUAAAGACUGGGGGCUUUUAGAUCUUAGCUUUGAUUAAUGAGCUCAAAGAAUGUAACAGACUCCAUAAACCGUCCUUCAUUAUUUACCAUGUCUCGCAGAGCUGCCUCCUUUUAGCUUUCAUACAUUAUUCAUCUUAAAAACAUGACUCAGAAAUUACUCGCUAUGUUUAAACUCACUGGUUUACUGAGGAGAGGCUUUAUUGUACAGAUUCGAAAGAGAGUUGUGUGAUAUUCUGGAAGACAGUCAUUUGUUUGUUCCUUCACAGAUAUUUAGAAGUCUCAUUCAUAACCCAAAACCUGCUUAUACCCAAACUCCCCACAAACCUUUCCUACUCCUUUCCCCACUCAUGAGUAGCACCUGUUGUGGGGCUGUUGUAGCUGCUGCUCGAACAGAUACUGUAUCUAUUCCCGGUCCUGCUGCAUCUUUGAGGGCUUGAGUACAGAGCUGACUGCUCUUAGUCCUUAACGUUGUCUAUAACAAUAGGAUAGAAUGGUGCCUUAGAUUUGAGAUUUAGUAUUUUUAUUGAAUAACAGUUAACUAUGAAAGCUUGUCCUUACCUCGGCCUCGACAAUCAGUCCAUACAACCAGGGCAACUUUGUGAAUAUGAAUAUUUCUCUGGAAGAUUUACAAACCUAACAGCGCCCUGUCCACAGAUAAAAUUUGUACUGUAAAUAUAUCUAAAGUGUACUGAGAUGAUACAAACUGUUAAAACAAUAAAGUCUUGCAAAAAUA
Micropterus salmoides (largemouth bass) is the source of this 5572-nucleotide messenger RNA. It is a transcript of the gene map7d3, whose product is annotated as MAP7 domain containing 3. Gene Ontology annotation, biological process: microtubule cytoskeleton organization. The record is from RefSeq and is a predicted model, not a curated record. The coding region runs from base 16 to 2619 and encodes 867 amino acids. The transcript has 20 exons. NCBI's taxonomy places the organism in Eukaryota, Metazoa, Chordata, Actinopteri, Centrarchiformes, Centrarchidae. Gene Ontology annotation, cellular component: microtubule cytoskeleton.